Micropterus salmoides (largemouth bass) is the source of this 565-nucleotide messenger RNA. Its product is annotated as chemokine XC receptor 1-like. Gene Ontology annotation, molecular function: G protein-coupled receptor activity. NCBI's taxonomy places the organism in Eukaryota, Metazoa, Chordata, Actinopteri, Centrarchiformes, Centrarchidae. The coding region runs from base 81 to 545 and encodes 154 amino acids. Gene Ontology annotation, biological process: G protein-coupled receptor signaling pathway; immune response. Gene Ontology annotation, cellular component: membrane. The transcript has a single exon. The record is from RefSeq and is a predicted model, not a curated record.
UUCCUCUGACUGACCACACAGUUGCUGUCACCACUCACUCAGUAAACAACCUUCAGCUUCUCUGCCGGCAGGUUUGCAGCAUGGAACAACUCAACUCCACUGUGGUCACUUCUAACAUUUCCUCCUCUCCUGGAUAUCCACCUCUUGAAUCCUGGGACUCCAGAGGUCUGGUCCCUGCGGUGGUGCUGUCCCUCUGCUUCCUGCUGGGAGUUCCCGGAAACAUCGCUGUGAUCAUCCUCAAACCAAACUGGCAGCACCUGUCCAGUGUGAGCCAGAGUUUGAUGCUGAAUUUGGCCAUAUCAGACCUGCUCUGCCUGCUCACCCUGCCUCUGUGGAUUUACACUUAUCUGUACAGCUGGACCCUCGGCCAGGUGGCCUGUAAGCUCCUAGCGUAUCUAAUGUACUGCAGCCUUUAUGGUAGCCUGCUGACUGUGACGGUGCUGAGUGUCCAGCGCUACCUACAGGUGGUGUACCUGCAGAAGUGCUUACAUCAGCUGAAAAUGUAUAAAUUGAAAAUAUUAGAAGUAAAGAAUAAAUGUCUCUGAUAAAUUGUGUAAUGAAUGUU